AUGGACUUGUUCUUGCUCAUUUCUCUUCUUUCUCUUUCGUUUUUACUGCUUGUAAUUCACCAUGUAAGAGCAUUAUGUCAUAGUAAAAACCUUCCUCCAGGUCCCAGAGGCCUUCCUAUCUUCGGGAACCUCUUCGAUAUUGGCUCGAAACCUCACGAGUCAUUAGCCAAGCUUGCUCAACUAUAUGGUCCCCUAAUGACUAUAAAACUGGGAAGUGUCACUAGUGUAGUAGUAUCCUCACCAGAAAUGGCAAGACAAGUUCUGCAGAAGCACGAUGAGGCGUUUUCAGGCAGAGUGGUGCCUAAUUCCAUCACUGAACUAGAACAUUCAUCUCAUGCAGUGGCAUGGUUGCCAAUUGGUGAAGAAUGGAGACUCAUACGAAGAGUUUUAACUUCUUACUUGACUAACUCAAAAACACUGGACUUGUUGAGAGGUAUCAGACACGACGUGGUUCAAGAAAUGGUUUGCCAUCUCAAGGAUGUUUGUACAAAGGGAGAGAGUGUUGGAAUCAACAAGAUUGCCUUCACAACUAUCAUGAAUAUGAUGUCGAGGACGUGUUUUUCUGUGAAUGUGGAUGAGUAUGAGCUGGGAAAUGAGAAGGGUUUUAGGAAUGCAGUGACUACUAUAAUGAAGAUUACUGCGAAAUUCAAUAUUGCUGAUUAUUUCCCUUGUGUUAGAUGUGUGGAUCCUCAGAGAGCAAGGCAAAAGGCCAAGGCUGCUUAUGGAUGUCUUGAACAACUUUGUGAUUAUUUUAUUCACCAGAGGCUAAACCAGAGAAGCUCUGGUAUUUCAAGACGCGGAGAUAUAUUGGAUUCUUUGCUCGAUUUCAGCCAAGAAAAUCAAUCUGAUUUUAACUUGAAACAUAUUCAAGUUCUGCUAGUGGAACUGUUUUUGGCUGGUACAGAAACUAGUGCCAUAACGACUGAAUGGGCAUUAGCUGAGCUAAUAAGCCAUCCACACAUAAUGUUGAAACUACGCGAUGAAAUCUCUGAGAUGGUCAGAAAAAGGGGAACAAUUGAAGAAACGGAGAUUCUUCGACUACCCUAUCUGCAGGCUGUUGUUAAGGAGACAAUGAGAUUGCACCUUGCAGUGCCUUUUCUGGUUCCCCAUAAGACCGAAGAAGAUGUAAACAUAAGUGGCUACGUCGUACCCAAGGACACACAAGUUUUGGUGAAUGCAUGGGCUAUAGCUAGAGACUCUGAUACUUGGGACAAGCCUACAUGUUUUAUACCAGAGAGGUUCUUGAAAAGUGGAAUGGAUUUCAAGGGCCAAACUUUCUCCUUCCUCCCGUUUGGUUCAGGGCGUCGGAUGUGCCCUGGAAUGCCACUUGCUCACAGAGUGGUGAGCUUGAUGAUAGUUUCCCUUGUUCAUUAUUUUGAAUGGAAACUUCCCAAUGAAUCAACAGAACCUGAGGGCUUAGACAUGACUGAAAGUUUUUCAUUAACAUUGCAGAAGGCUAAGCCUCUUGUUGCUGUUCCCACCGCAAGGCCUUAA
Molecule: messenger RNA, 1494 nt
Organism: Daucus carota subsp. sativus
Lineage: Eukaryota; Viridiplantae; Streptophyta; Magnoliopsida; Apiales; Apiaceae
Product: cytochrome P450 76T24
Exons: 2
Coding region: 1-1494 (497 amino acids)
Molecular function (GO): oxidoreductase activity, acting on paired donors, with incorporation or reduction of molecular oxygen; monooxygenase activity; iron ion binding
Source: RefSeq, a predicted model, not a curated record